Molecule: messenger RNA, 798 nt
Organism: Marchantia polymorpha subsp. ruderalis
Lineage: Eukaryota; Viridiplantae; Streptophyta; Marchantiopsida; Marchantiales; Marchantiaceae
Source: the annotation of a GenBank genome assembly
AUGCUCGAGGUGAAUGUCAAAUUUAAGAUCCUUGAAUUUGUACGUGAAACAACAUGGAUAUAUUAUCAGAGCAAUUUACUCCCUUCUUUGUCUGAGAUGCACGAGACCUUGAAGAGAGGAAGUACACCGGAGCUCGCUUUGAUGGUGGUAAAGGAUAGUUAUAUGCAUUGUAUAGGAGGAUGGAAGUCAGGGAUCACAAGAGGUCCUCUGGACAUCCACAGUUCCAAUUCUGCUACCGGCUUGACAUCUAUAAUCGUGGCGAGUCUAUGGAUUGAUCAGACAAGUCAUCUUUGCUCCGAGGUACAUUUUUCUUGAUAAAGUGAAGAGGAUCAGAACGUCAGAAGGUCCUUACAUUUAUCAUAUCGAUUCUUCUGUUAGAAGGUUGGUGCGUAAUGGAUCAGGCCAACAAGUUCGUACAUAUCUACCAUGACUACGUGGACACACAGACCAUCACUUGAAAGUGAUUUCCAAGGAUCUCUUCGUCCACAUCCAACAUCAGAUCUCAGGGAUUUACCGAACAAAGGCUUUGUGUUCUUUUCAUCUCCGUAACGGCCCCCAUGUACAAGCUGAACCCAUGGACCUGAUUGAUGGAGGGAUUUGCUCCCACGAGGAUCAUGUUCAGGCUCCACAUGUUUCUGCGGUUUCUCACUCCAGCAUGAAGUUGCAUUCUAGCUUGGUCCAUACAUGAAGAUGUUCACGGAUAUCUACUGUCUCACUUUAUAAACCUACAGUUUUGUCUUUUCUUAGGAUGCAGUGUUUGCCAUUUCAAGGUCUGUACUUUGGUAUACCUUGUAGCUA